Striga hermonthica is the source of this 1737-nucleotide messenger RNA. The record is from the annotation of a GenBank genome assembly. Lineage: Eukaryota; Viridiplantae; Streptophyta; Magnoliopsida; Lamiales; Orobanchaceae.
AUGCCUGUGGGCCCCAUCAAGACCUUCCUCGUACGUGCGGCCCUCGAGUGGGCCAUGACGACCCUCCUCUCCGCCGAAGGCCUUCUCUCGCUAGCUGCUCGGGAGCUCGCCCGACGAUUCGAGCUCCAGGCCCCGUGCCCCCUCUGCACGAGGACCGACCGCUACAACGAAUCCUUGUGCGGGGCCCACAAGCGGGACAUCUCGUCCCUCGCGUACUGCCACGCACACGAUAGGCUCUCGGACGUCCGGACCAUGUGCCGGAGCUGCUUCCUCUCGGACAAGGACUCCUCGGACUGCGACAAGUACAAGUCGCUCGUUGGGGUUCUGCAAAAGGACUCUUCCCGUGAGGAGGAGAGGGACGACCCGAAAUCGGGCGUGAAGGAGGGGAUUAUUCCUCCAAAUACUGCUGUUGCUGCUGCUGAUUCUACUACUACUAAGUGUUCUUGUUGUGGGGAGAUUCGGAGGGCGAGGCCCUCACCGUUGAAUUGCGUGGGGAGACGGUCGAUGAUGAGCGAGAAGGCUUCAUGUUUGUCUCCACAGGCGGCAGGAAGGAACGACAAGUGGUGCGGGUUUGAGUCUCCGCGCUUUAGGUGCUCGGCUAGGAAUGAUUCGCCGCGCAUUAAAUGUUCGAAGGGUGAGUCGCCGCGCAUUAGGUUUUCAGAGGGUGAUUCUUCGAAUGUCGUCGAUACUCAAGACAAAGAGGACGUAAUCAAGGCCACAACAACACUCAUACCGCCGGAUUCUAAGGACACAAACGAUGACACAAAUCGGACUCCAAAACUCACCCGAGCAAACAAACUUCUCGCUCUCCCUCUAAAAUCGGCUCCCGUGAGUCCCAUAUGGGUCAAACGUGGCGUUCGAAAGCUAACAACUGAUAAGGAAGACGAGCCAAAUGAUAGGGGCCCACUCACCGAUGUGGAAACCGAUAUCUCGAAUCGCAUGAGGAGACAAGUCUGUUUGGACCACAGUUCAUUAAUGGAACUAUACAUGGAGCUGGAUGAAGAAAGGAACGCUUCUAAUGUGGCGGCAAAUAAUGCCAUGGCCAUGAUUACUCGUCUGCAAGCCGAGAAAGCGGCUGUCCAAAUGGAGGCUUUACAGUAUCAGAGGAUGAUGGAGGAGCAAGCGGAAUACGAUGAGGAAGCUUUGCAGGCUAUGCAAGAUUCGCUCGAACAGAAGGAUGAUGACAUAAAUGCUUUAAUGGCCAAACUGGAAUUGUACGAAGAAAAGUUUGGGGUUAUCGAGGAUGAUGAAGAUUACCAAGAAAUGAAAUCUCAGUCUUUCGUGUCCUUUAGCGAGAAUUCGGCUAGCGGCAGCUUAAACGGAGGUGAUUCAAAUGAGAGCGAACGUGCUCAUAACGAAAAUCGUGUGGAGAACAGAGGGGAAAAUGAAGAGAUGUUAUCAUUCGAUUUUGAGGGCGAGAGACUUUUCCUUUUCGGCCUGUUAACCGAUCUUGAGAAAAAGUUGUAUGCCAAUGAAGAACGAAAUUCCUCGGAGGCUGACAAUAUCAAGAAUGAAGAUGAAGCAGGAAAUAACGAUAAGGCUACCCUCACACGAGAAGUGUCCUCGAUCAAGGAAAGAUUAAGAGACAUCGAAACAGAUAGUUGCUUCUUAAAGCAUGCGGCUAUGGCUUUGCAAAAAGGGGACAAGGGCACGAAACUCCUGUCUGAGAUAGCUCAAAACCUACGGAAAAUUAGGCAGUCGAUGAGAUCAUCUUCGGACAGAAACACCGUUGCAUGA